AUGAGUUUUGAAAGCGAUACGGAACAGUCAGACGUAGAAUCGAUCGGGUCGCGCACUCACAUCUGCGAGACAGAGCUAGGAUCAGACGAAGAUGAAGAAGAUAUGUACUAUUCAGAUCCAGAAGGACCGUAUAUAGAUGAACCUAUUGCAGACGAGGAAUGGCUAACAGAAUACAACCGAGAACUAGAAGAAAUUGAAAGGAGAAACCAGGAGUUACAAAACCGCUUUGACAGGAUUGUCGAACCCGAGACUUGGUAAGUGUUCGCUCUAUUUCUCACCUUUUAAUUAUUAGCCUGAAAAAUCUUAUCGUACUAAGAUCAUACCUUGCUGAUAAAAGCAAAGGAUAAAAGUUGUACUCUUCAGCUUAAGAGGCUGUCCGCGUAAGAACCGAUAAGGCAAAUUUUGGUCUAUCACGGAUUGCCCUGAUUUUUCCAGUGGAAGAUAACUAUCCUGUCCCAUGAAGAAAUAUCACAUUUAUUUGGACCAACUCAAUUUUUUCUCUAUAUUACAAGAAGAUUUUCUCGGUCACCUAAAACUGGCCAGUUUGCCAUCGGAAGUGGUGCGAUUUUGGUGAAACUUUAGGGCUCUGUUAAACCUGCCUCACAAAGCUGAAUAAGCUGAUUAUUUUACACACAAAAGCUUUAACUCUGAUUAAUAGUUUCAAGGUUCAAUGGUUGCAUUCUGUGGAAAGUUGGCUGAAAUAUGAGUUUUUUAAAAUGACCUUUAAUUUGCUUAUCGGGAAAAGUAAUUUGCAUAACUAGAGCUGAACGGUAAUUUCGCAAAAGUGGCACCUGACCCAGACUCAAGUCUAUGAUAAAACAGAAGUACUAAGACCAGUCUACUUCUUAAUGCAAUAAAAUUUGUGGGCACUCCUCUUUGCGUGCGGUACAAAGUUCCGUUAAUGUUCCAAAAUUCGCCAUUUUGACAGCAAAGCUGGAAUUGUAACGGUCUGCAUCUGGUCGACUAAUUUCCACAGCUUUAACGUUUCUAGUUAUCACUGACUUUCAUUAGACCCUUUAAAUGUUGUACUUUCGAAAACAUGAGAAGAAAACUUGGUAAUAGCUUUUUCUUGGUUUUUUUCCUUGUCGACGAUGAAAAUGACUUCAUUCUCCGUAUGCAAAUUAGCCUUAGAUGCGUCGUUUCAACAAAUUGACAGGAAAUAUAAUACUUGUAUUUCAUUUUUUUAAGGGAAAAAUAUCUCUUCUUUCCACGAAAAAACACGAACGAUGUAUGACUUAGAAUCCCCUUAGGUCUGUUUCUUUUACGAGGAAGAAGCAGCAGAAGAAGAUAUGUUUACGCGAAUUAAAAUAAUUUAAUUACUGUGGCUCGUCACGCAUUCCCUCAGAGUGACCGUGUAUCGAUCAGUUCUUUUAUCUUAUUAUAUCUUUUUUGAGGUGAUAGUUAUUGAUAAUCAUACAAUUUAAUCACUGUUAAUUCCGAUUCUUUACUGGGUGGGAAAUACCGUGCUGUUGAAUUUAUUCAUUCUACGACCGUUUUAACUGAGUCAGUACCACCCAGUCUGAUCACCGGGCGCCACUAGGAUAGGGUUUAAUAUGACGGCCCAUGGUGUAAUACACGACAAUUAGCCUAAAAAUAGUUACUUGGAAAACAAAAAAAGGCAUAGUUUUUUGUUAACGGUCUGUCUCCUGUUAAAUCCCAAAAGUUUUUGCCGGCUGUUAAUCACACUAAAUUAAGGAUCCCUAUGUUGUCUAUGUUUACUACUGAGCUGAUGGAGAAAAGCACGUGCUCUCAGUGAAUGAACGACGAAAGUUUGUAAAUUAGGUCUCCUUUUUCUUUCCCUGGAUUUGAAUGGUAUUUCAGAGUGACACAACUUAUUUUUUUUAGCAUUCCCCAGGGCUGUAGUUAGGUUUUUUGUAACGAGGGGCAUUAUCGCGAGAGCCGAAGGCACGAGCCUUGUAGGGGGACUGGGGGUGUCCUCCCCCAGAAAAAUUUUCAAAUUUGGAGGCUCCGAAAUGCUAUUUUCAGCACUUGUCAUGAAAUAUGUCUCCGAAAAAUAGGCCUCGACAGGAGCCCAUGACCUCGAAGAUGAAAAUGGCAAACAAUAGCAAAUCACUAUAAUCAAAAUAACUGAGUCUAAAGAAAACAAAUCCAUCCACAGACUUGAUUUGUCUGGCUCAACAGGUCCAGGGGAGGCAGCUGCCCUACGGCUCUCUGACCACUGUGAACUGACUAGGUUGAUCUUUCUUUGACAUACAGAUAGGCUGAAAGCUUCUGAUUGAUCAUGAGGGUGUUGUGGUCUCAAUUAUUCUUCAGUGAUGCCUGCAACAAGUUUUUGCCUUUCGAACACCUCGUCUUCUUGCAGCAGAUCUCUAUCGUCAAGUUCAAUGUAUAUUCAAGUUCAUUACAUUGGUUAUUUCGUCCAUUGCCUUAUUGUAAUUACACUUAGGACUAUGUUUAGGUGUUGACUCAAACGGGCCUAGAGUCCAACAUGGGCUGGCAAUAGGUGAGCACGGAAUUGGAACGGGGGCGGGGGGAACUCCCUACGAUGGCCUAUACGGGGAGGCUCCGGCUUCAGGUAUAUGAAAGGGUAGGCUUUCACUAGCUGAAGUAUAAAAAAGGGCGAGUGCGCUUAUUGCAGCCUUAGCAGCACCUUUGGCGGUACUUAAAGAAAAAAGAACUAAGUUUAAGAAUUUAAGGAAAAAGUAGCAGGACUUCAGUUUUCAGAAAUUAAUAUACAGAGGAGAAAUUUCACCCCUUUAAGUAUAAAUGCUUGUAAAAGUAGAGGUGGAAUCGGAGGGAGAGAGGGUGGAUGGUAAAGUAGGUUAAAAAUAGAGAGAUAGGAGGAGCACUUUGAUGGAGCACAUUGUUCCAGAGGGUAUAAAUACAAAAAAACAGCAAUCUGGAGGCAUUUUUGGAGACUUAAUGAAAAUGUUUUCAAAACAAGAAAAACAGAGAAACCUUGUCCAAUAAACCUCUCCGGCAAACGUGUAGACAUGGUUGCUGACUGUUCAAUCGUACUCUUCUCGACCCUUUGGCGUCAAGUUUUUUUACGUUUCUUGCCACAGGAGAAGGAAAUCAGCUAUAAAAAGUUGAACUGAACAUUCUGGUACUUUUAAGUCUCACUAAUUUUUACAAAACCAGAGACAUGUUUUAAACACUGUUUAAGUUAAAGAAAAUUGUUUUUAUUGCAAGAAUGAAAUACUUUUCACACGCGUCCCAAGGACAUUCCUCUUAGAAAAUGGCAGGGGCGGGAAAGCCCUAGGGACGAGGUUGAAUCCUGACUCCGUGUAGAAAGUUCUUUCUUUUUUCCCCAUUUAUAAUGCUCUUUAAACAAUCAUGAGAAAACUAUCUUUUACAACACACGGAUUAACCUUUAUGUAUAGUAUUUUAUAGGUAAGAAUUGAUUAGAGCAAGAUACACGGCUGUCAAAAAAUAGAAAUAAAUAAACUAUCUUUGCAAGCUCAACUAAACUGGAAACGAACAUCAGAAAACAUCGCAAGAUAAAAUGUUAAAUGGAGAAAUAAGAAUAUCUCUGUACGUUUAGAAAUGUUUUGCAUGAAGAAGAAAAAAGAAUGAUACUUACAUGAUGGAGCAAAACUUUGACUUAUUUCCUGCCACAGUAGUUAUUUUGUCAGUAUGAUCCAGAGUGUGACCGGGGUAUUGACAAGACCUUAGGCUCGAUUUCCGCCGUCUCCCAAUCCCUUGGGGGCUCAUUUUCCAGCACAGUAGACCUUGGCGCUCGCAAAAACCUGCCAAGUAGGUGUCUGUGCCUUGGGCAGAUUGUCAUUUUAGCGUUAGCGUGUGUACACACCACCCCAUGCACCCCCUCGGAGAAAGGGCCCCUUCUCCGAUUUUUCCCAAGGGAGGUGGGGGUUUGUACCAGGCUAUUUAGUGUCUGUGCCUUGGGCAUAUUGUCAUUUCAGUUCCGAAUACCUACCAAACCUCUACUCUCGCUAAAAUGAGUUCAUUCAGUCAUUGACUUUGCUACACUUAGACAAGUGACAGCUGGCUAAGUGCGACGUAAUAUCAUUCAUGCACUCUGCGACCAACACAUUUCCCUCCACACCCCUACUGGGACCACACUCUGUCUUGACGAUCUCGCGAAAAGAACAGCUUUUUUCACAAUUGAUCUCUUCGGCGAUUUCAUUGGCAUAAUUAUAUUUGAAACUGACACCUGUUGCAUUAUGAUUCAAUUAGAUUGAAACCAGAACAAGAUCAUCUUGGGAAUACGGAUGUUAUACCCUAACAAAAACUAAAAACUGAGAUAAUCCCUUUUGCGUGUAUUCACUGAAAAAAGAAACUAUUUUUCCCGUUUCAUUCUGCUACCGAUAAAUGCUUUAAAGAUCUUUGAAUGAAACUGAAAUUUACAGCUAAUUUGCCUUUUGCAAAGCUAUACAUGGAUUUAGAUAGAAAAAGUGUGGGGCAUUUUUUUUCAUCAUAGUGCCGUGUACAAACGUCUGUUUACGCAAAAAAGAGUGCCCACAAAUUUUAUUGUGGCGACAAGAGGACUUACCUUGCAAGUUAACUCUUAUUUUUAAUUAUUAUCAAUAACUACCAUUUAAAAAAAGAUGAUAAUAUAAUAAAAUUGAUCGAUUCAACGCUAUUGUUUUCUAAUCGACCGCCCCUUUUUAGGAAUUGCGUGACAGGCCACAGUAAUUGAAUUAUUUUAAGCCACGCAAACAUAUGUCAUGAUAUAUUAUUCAGCUGUUUCUUCCUCGUUAAACAAAAAAAACCAGACCUUAAGGGGAUUCUAAGUGAUGGUUUGUGUUUUUCUAUGGAAAGGAGAGUUAUUUUUCUCCUUAGAAAUGUGAAAUGUAAGGAUUAUGUUUCAUGUCAAGUUGUUGAAAAGACGCAUCUACGGCUAAUUUGCAUACGGAGAAUGAAGUCACGUUCAUCGUCGACAAGAAAAAAAACCAAGAAAAAGCGAUUACUAAGUUUUCUCCACAUGUUUUCGAAAGUCCAACAUUUAAAGGGUCUAAUGACAGUCAGUGAUAACUAGAAACGUUAAAGCUGUGGAAAUUAGUCGACCAGAUGCAGACCGUUACAAUUCCAGUUUUGCUGUCAAAAUGGCGAAUUUUGGAACAUUAACGGAACUUUGUACCGCACGCAAAGAGGAGUGCCCACAAAUUUUAUUGCAUUUAGAAGUAGACUGGUCUUAGUACUUCUGUUUUAUCAUAGACUUGAGUCUCAGUCAGGUGCCACUUUUGCGAAAUUACCGUUGAGCUCCAGUUAUGCAAAUUACUUUUCCCGAUAAGCAAAUUAAAGGUCAUUUUAAAAAAAUCAUAUCUCAGCCAACUUUCCACAGAAUGCAACCAUUAAACCUUGAAACUAUUAAUCAGAGUUAAAACAUUUGUGUGUAAAAAAAUCAGCUUAUUCGGCUUUGUAAGGUAGGUUUGCAAGAGCCCUAAAGUUUCCUUAAAAUCGCACCACUUCCGACGACAAACUGGCUAGUUUUAGGUGACCUAGAAAAUCUCUCUGUAAAAUAGAGAAAAAAUUGAGUUGGUCCAAAUAAAUGUGAUAUUUCUUCAUGGGAUAGGAUAGUUAUCUUCCACUGAAAAAAUCAGGGCAAUGCGUGAUAGACCAAAAUUUGCCUUAUCGGUUCUUACGCGGACAGCCUCUUAAAUACUACGUUCCUUCUUUUUAAUUUCAAAGGUGCUCAUGUGGCAAUUGUGCUCUUGAUCGGCUACAAAAUCCCGGGGAAUGCCUCUGCUGCAAGGACAUCGAAAAGUGCGUCGAAUCACUUGGUAGUACCGCCGUUCUGAAUGAGGUGGAAAUCAGUCCCGAAUGUAUUACAAUGCAUCCAGGUUUCAGUGUCGUUUGCCUUAACAGAUGGUCUCUACGAUCAGCCGCAAGUAAAUACAAAAGGAUAGACGGUACAAAGUAUCGUCAGACUGAUACAGAAGAAAAGUGA
Molecule: messenger RNA, 5872 nt
Organism: Porites lobata
Lineage: Eukaryota; Metazoa; Cnidaria; Anthozoa; Scleractinia; Poritidae
Source: the annotation of a GenBank genome assembly